AAAUAUUUGCUCCCAUUUCUUUUAUCAUUUCUAGGGAUUUUCUCCGGAAGUUGUGAUGGCAACGAAGUCAAAACUCAAGUCAGUCUCAGCACACCGCUCCUCGCCGCGUACUCGCUCGGGAGCAGUGUCAGAACCUAUUUCAACACCAGCCACUCGCUCCAGAUCUGUGCCAAAACCCAAUUCCGACUCAAUUCCCCGCACGACGCCCUUCUCCUCCAAGUCCAUCACACCCAUCAGCGGCGGCGGAGCCCUACUAAAGCCCGUCUCUUUGUCCGACUGGUGGCUAACAAAGAAGGCAAACAACAACAAGGGUCUGGGCGUUUCAGGAUUCGAAUCAAAAGGCGGGUCUAAAGUCAGACUCUUUUCAUCAGCAACCAUCUCAACGAGACACGACAGCACCACUCUCGAAACAUCUGAUGGCCUCACCGUCUCCAUCAGUGGCUUCAUCAACCGAUCUCGUUCUUUACAAAACGGGUUUUCACCUCAGCUUUGCAACCGUUUUCUCCUAGGGUUUCCUUAUCACUGGAAAGAUUACACUGAAGAAGGGUUCGUUGAGGAGGAUAAGAAUGAUUACGGCGUCGUUUCAUUUGAUGAUAUUCCUGUGAAUAGGUUGCAGGAUGUUCUGUUCACGGCUUCUUCUUGCUUUCAAGCUAAGAUCUUGGAUGAUUCUGUUGAUAGUUUAAGAGAUUUACUUCGUUCUAGUACUGAGAAAAAGGAAUGUCGGACACCAAGAAUGGACGUUGGAGAUGGGGAGAGUUUGGUUGUGAGUGUUAAGGGAGUGGAGACUAGAGGGAUGCUUAGAAGGAGAGAAGAGGGUGAAGCUUCCAUUGGGGAAAGACUCCACAGAUCGUCCAAGAAGAAGAGAGAUCAAUAGAGAGAAUUAACUUCAGUGUAGUGUACUACUUUUGGAUUGUUUUGUAACAAACAAGGAAUGUGAAAAUUUUCUUUAUUUAA
Raphanus sativus (radish) is the source of this 954-nucleotide messenger RNA. Its product is annotated as protein EMBRYO DEFECTIVE 1674. Lineage: Eukaryota; Viridiplantae; Streptophyta; Magnoliopsida; Brassicales; Brassicaceae. The coding region runs from base 56 to 874 and encodes 272 amino acids. The record is from RefSeq and is a predicted model, not a curated record. The transcript has a single exon.